Mangifera indica (mango) is the source of this 952-nucleotide messenger RNA. RefSeq names its product 50S ribosomal protein L18. Lineage: Eukaryota; Viridiplantae; Streptophyta; Magnoliopsida; Sapindales; Anacardiaceae. Gene Ontology annotation, biological process: translation. The transcript has 3 exons. Gene Ontology annotation, cellular component: ribosome. Gene Ontology annotation, molecular function: structural constituent of ribosome; 5S rRNA binding. The coding region runs from base 274 to 840 and encodes 188 amino acids. The record is from RefSeq and is a predicted model, not a curated record.
CUCAUAAAAAAAGCAAGGACAUUCCUGUCAAUUAAAAUCCAUGGUGGGGUUAUAUCGGUAAAUAAUCACAACUUCCACUGAGUCACUCUAUUGACAACACAAAGAAGAUUAAAAAAUUAGCUCAGAACGACACCGUUUAGCGUCCUCGUAUCGUUAUUCCUGUUGUUCAGUUUGAGAUUUUUAACCUAGUUAUUUUUCUCUGCGAAUUUUCUCCAAUCGCUCCUAUCUUUUCAUCGGCCCCCUUUAAGUUUAAUUUGAAAAUCAGCCAGAAAUAUGUGGAAACAAGCACUGGCUAAGGUUUUAAACGAAGGAGUUGUGGCAAAUGGUGGGGAGAAGAUUAUUAGGCCUUGCUCUUACAUACCCGGUAUUGGUUUCCAUCAAGGACAGGUUCAUUGUGCUCCAAGGAGCUUUUUUGGAGUGGAGGACUUUCUUGAUGAUGACAAUAGUCGGCCAUACACUUACACGAAGGAGAAGAAAUCAAAGAACACAACCAAGCAUAUUUCAUUCAAGCAACGCACUGGAGCAUUUAUGGAACCAUUUACGCUCGAUGUAUUCAUCUCAAAGCGCUUUGUUUCAGCCUCAAUUACUCACAGGGUGACAAGUAAGCAGGUUGCAGUCGCUGGCACUAACUCUAAAGACAUUAAAGCAGUACUCAAGUCACGGUCAGAUAUACCUGCAUGUUUGGCUGUUGGUCGGAUUCUGGCUGACAGGGCAAGAGAAGCAGAUGUGUACACUGCCUCCUAUACUCCCAGAGAGAGGGACAAAUUUGAAGGAAAAAUUAGAGCUGUGGUUCAGUCCCUCAUCGAUAACGGAAUUGAUGUUAAAAUUUAUCUGGACUAAGUUGAUAUAAUUAGUGAAGUACUUUUUGGGAAAAAAAGUUUUUAUAUCUCCUGUGUCAAUAUGAAUGUUUUUAGUCAUCAAACAUUGAGCCCUUUUCAUUGGGGAUUCCAAA